Messenger RNA from Trichoderma virens Gv29-8, 1443 nucleotides. RefSeq lists its product as uncharacterized. NCBI's taxonomy places the organism in Eukaryota, Fungi, Ascomycota, Sordariomycetes, Hypocreales, Hypocreaceae. The transcript has 2 exons. The coding region runs from base 1 to 1443 and encodes 480 amino acids. The record is from RefSeq and is a predicted model, not a curated record.
AUGAGACUCCGCAGCGUAACAAGAAGAGCCUGCGCAUGGCUACGCCUCCCCGCAGAGAUUCGCCUCAUGAUUUUGGAGAUAGUCGCUGCCCAGAAACAUCGCGGCUGGGCUUCCCUUGCGUCUGUAUGCAGAGAGUGGCAGCACGUUUUAGAAAAGGUCAAUUUUCGCAAGGUGAAGCUGCGAGCAUCUUGUCUCGAUGGUUUCGAAUCCAUCAUUUCGCCGCAAAAGAGAGAGCUCAUCCACCACAUCUGUCUCAAUGUUGAGUUACCACGAUGUAGGGGCAAAUGUUGCGUAAAAGUACGUCCGCCUCCAGUUGCACUGGGCCCUCUCUUGAGGGAUGCAAUAUCCAAGCUCUUCUCCAUUCUCAGUCUCUGGGGGCCCAUGGAGAACUUGGCAUUGGAGCUCAAUGUAUAUUCUACCAGCGACCGCGAACAUUGGUUCAAAAACAUUUAUUUGUCCUCCGAUAAUGUUGAGGAUGGCACGGAGACAGAGCCGGACGUUUGUAUUGAACCUCUAUAUCAUGACCCAAAGUAUGGCUGGAUGCAUGGUCGACAAUUUAGGGCUCCACCAAAGACGGCUAUUGAACGACUCUUCGGAUCUAUUCCCUUAAAUUUCGAUGAAGAAUUACCUCCAGUUCAGGCAGUCACCAGCUUCAUUAUCCGUCGACAACUCCGGCGUUAUAUCCCUCCGUUCGGAUUCGCCCAUAUGAUGGAAAAGUUUCAUCGUCUGGAGCAUAUUUUAUAUGAGCCAUGGGCGCCAUCUACAAGUUGGACAAGAUAUUUUCAUGAUCGAGAUACUCUCAACAGCUUGACAAUAUUUGAGGACUCCUAUGAAUUCUAUGAUCGAUUUCCAAGGCGGCGGGUCCCUGAUUACAUGUUGGAUAUGGAUGUUCCUAGUAGAGCUAUUGGUCGUGAUUUCGCAUCCAAAAGCCUCAGCUUACAACACUUUGCCAUCUCCUUUAUGGUCAAUGCCGAGGAUGUCUUUCGAGCUUGUCAUUCGACAUGGUGCUGGCAACAUCUCCAAUCCUUGGCACUUACAUCAGAGCUCCUACAGGCCAAUGGCGAAAAGCGCGACUGGAUUGAGGUUCUGCUCUGCCGAGCCGGAGACCUUGCGCAGCAGAUGCCCAAGAUACACACCUUUGUUCUUUGGAACGGUGGAAAGGGAAACGCCUGCGCGUUUGUAUAUCGUAUAGUCCAAGGCAGAGGCUCAGUAACUUGGCGCGGAACAUGGCUCCUAAAGCUGUCUCCUCGUGUAAUCGAAUCAUGGCAACUCGCCAACUCGAAGUUGCGUGUGUCUCGCCCUGAACUUCAACUAAAGCAGGAGCAAAUUCAGGCGACAAUAAGAUCUCCGGGUGAUGCAAUAUAUCAUCUAAAACUGCCCUGCCAAGUUAUUGAGCCUGCAUCUCUCUGGCAAAUCCGGAGGGAAGCAUGCAUUGGGGAAUAA